Brugia malayi is the source of this 2382-nucleotide messenger RNA. RefSeq lists its product as uncharacterized. Gene Ontology annotation, molecular function: protein binding. The transcript is spliced from 18 exons. Lineage: Eukaryota; Metazoa; Nematoda; Chromadorea; Rhabditida; Onchocercidae. The coding region runs from base 1 to 2382 and encodes 793 amino acids. The record is from RefSeq and is a predicted model, not a curated record. Gene Ontology annotation, biological process: protein homooligomerization.
AUGGCGGAACAGAUUGUUAAUUUGAAUGUUGGCGGACACAGAUUUGCAACUUCGCGACAGACUUUAACAUGGAUGCCGGAUACAUUCUUCACAAGUUUGUUAAGUGGAAGAAUUCCUACUGUACAUGAUGAAACAAACGCGAUCUUCAUUGAUCGAGAUCCAGAAAUGUUUCGAAUAAUUUUAAAUUACCUACGCACAAAGCAAAUUGAUUUAAGGGGGGUGAGUCUAGUGAAUCUGAAACAUGAAGCGCAGUACUAUGGCUUGGGACCUUUAGUGAAACGGUUGACUUUGUGUGAAGAAUUAGACGAAUGUGCUUGUGGUGAUGUGCUUUUUAAUGCCUGUUUACCUCCUCCUGCAUUACCGUUAAAUGAAGGUUAUUCAUCUCCAUCACCAAGUUUUACAAGAAACAACCAGAAGUCAUCCAAUUCACCAGGACCACGUGGUGCAGUUUCGGUCUCCAUUCCUUCUCAGUCUUGCAAUCUAACUGAACAUACAGCAGUGCCUGCAGUGGAAGUCGUAUUAAAUGGUUCUCCAUUCAAAGCAUCGCAACAGCCACGUUUGCUUCCAAGCAUGGAAGCUAAAUUUCAAGUUCCACAUGCCGUCGAAGUAUUGGUCGACAAAACUGUAAAGGGCUACCCAAGUUUGCCAACAAAACAACCGUCUGAAAGCCAUGCAUCAUUUGUAAAUGAAGAUCCAAAAUUUCCAGUCAGUACGGAAAAAUCGGAAGCAACAAACUUAUCAGUGGAAAGUAGCAGCAAUACGUCAAGGAACACAUCACAGAAUUUUGCUUCACAUCUCCCAAGCACACACAAUGUUUGCAGUAACCUUUUUAAAAAUUACUCAAACCUUAUGAAGAAGAGCUCGUCUGAAUUAACUCGUCAGCUGAAAGGGGAGUUAUCAUUGUUGAUGCGUUACUCUGAUCAUUUGUCGGAACCACUAAGAGUUCGAGUGAUUCGAGCACAUUAUAAUGCAGUUGCCGUAGGUUAUGCAAAUUUUGUGUGUUGUUAUAGAAUGAAGGAAAGCUUGGGUUGGCAGCAACUAUAUAUAUCGCCACGUAUGGAUGCUGUUGUUCGUCAUGUAGCGUUGUAUGCAAAAUUUGGCGAAAAAAUGCUGGCUGUUUCAUUAACUAAUAAUGCUAUACAUUUAUGGAAUAUUUCAGAAGGAGAUGCUAAUUUCGGGACCAAAAUUGGAACGUUCACUCUCUUGGUUGCUGUUGAUAAGUUGUUCUUUAUUGGGAGCCAGUUGGUAGCGCUAAGUAAAAUUGGAAAGGUUGGAAUCUGGCAUUCAAUGACCCAUAAUUGGCAAGUCCAAGAUGUUGUCGCGAUAUCAUGUUAUGAUACAGCCGGGUCAUUUUUGCUUCUUGGAUGCACUAAUGGAUCUAUUUAUUAUAUUGAUAUGCAGAAAUUCCCUUUGCGUAUGAAAGAUAACGAUUUGCUAAUUACGGAACUUUAUCGUGAUCCAAACGCUGAUGUUAUCACUGCUAUAAGCGUCUAUUUGACACCGAAAACAAAUCUCCGUGGAAAUUGGAUUGAAAUUGCUUAUGGGACUUCAAGUGGUAGUGUCCGAGUAAUUGUGCAGCAUCCAGAAACAGUUGGUCAUGGCCCACAACUAUUCCAAACGUACACUGUGCAUACAUCUCCAGUUACACGAGUCGCUCUCACUACCAACCAUCUUAUCAGCGUGUGCAGUGAAUAUAAUCAUGUUCGUUCCUGGGGUGUAACACGUUUUCGUGGCAUGAUUUCGACGCAGCCAGGCAGUACAUCUUUGGCAUCUUUCAAGGUGCUUACCCUAGAUAAUAGUGAUGAUAUACUUGAUGCAGACGGAAAUGAUCCAGGACCAUUUGGUGAUCAAGAUGGUGAGCAAGUUUUUGUGCAGCGUGUGGUUCCUGGUACUAACCAAGUCUUUGUAAGAUUAGCAUCGAACGGUGACAGGCUUUGUACUAUUCGAACCGUUGGUGAUUCAGCAAUAACUGCCUUUUUGGUUCACGAAUGUGAAGGUUCACGCGUAAAUUCAAGACCGAGGAGAUUUUUGUUCACUGGAACUUCCAAUGGUUCCAUUCAAAUGUGGGACUUAACAACAGCUUUGGACCAGUAUCACGCUACUUUAUCAUUCCCAAAUUUUUCUUUAAGUAAUCAAACAAGUGCAGCUGAUAAAACAGCUGGUACUGUAUCUUCGACUACUACAGCAUCUAUUAACGCCAAUGCUAUACUUUUUGCAGGUCGAGCCAGUGGUACCAUACGGCAAGGACCAACUCCUGAUGAACUUCUCCGUUUGAUUGAUGAUUGUGAGAUUUGUUGUGCAAGCUUGAGCACAACACCGUCAAAUACACCGCAUGCAUCCUCCGUACAUUUAUCCGAACUGGAUUGUCAACGCCACUACUAG